Molecule: messenger RNA, 871 nt
Organism: Hemiscyllium ocellatum (epaulette shark)
Lineage: Eukaryota; Metazoa; Chordata; Chondrichthyes; Orectolobiformes; Hemiscylliidae
Gene: smpx
Product: small muscle protein X-linked
Exons: 4
Coding region: 230-481 (83 amino acids)
Cellular component (GO): costamere; M band; muscle tendon junction
Source: RefSeq, a predicted model, not a curated record
CUAAACUGAUGCACAACCCUAGCGAUCUUCUUCGGUCGACUUCUGUCUAGCUCCCCCACCUCCCCCCCAAAAAAAAUCUUAGACAUUUCAACCCUCAACCACCCCACUCCCGGCAGAAAGUAACAUCCCGCCGGUUGGUUGGAGUUUAAUAAACAGCAAAGAGUGAGCCAGCAACUGCCCCGAAGGUGUUCUCCGGGUUCCAGCGGGAAAUCCAGCUUCCCUCUACGCAAUGUCCAAGCGAAGCUCCAAUGUCAAAUCUAUCCAGGCCAACAUCAAUAUCCCCAUGGGCGCCUUCCUGCCCGGAGCUGGACAUCCCAGCAAAAGAAAAGAGUCUACCUCACAACCUGAUGAGGGGACAUGCAUUAAAUCAGAGGAUAAAAAAGAACUGCCUGGAGCAGUGAAGUUACCAGGACCAGCCGUCAACCUCAAGCAGCUUCAGAAUGCCAAGAGUGAGCUGAAAUUUGUCCCCAAGUUUGAGUAAAAGUGAGAUGGGUUCAGAUUCAGAAAUGUCUAUAUCACUGACUUUCACUUUGAGCCACCUCUGCUCCUGCAGGAUAGCAAUGGGCAUCUCCUAUGGCCCAACAAUUUAUACAGGUCUACCGGCAUUGUUAGAAUAAAUGAACCAAUUGUGUAAUGGUUGUAUAAUGAACCUUUGCUACUGAUACUUCUGUUACUGUAAAAUCAAUAUUUGCCUGCCAAUUGUACUGUUUUCUGAAAAAUGUAAGUAUAAAAUAUUGUUUUAUAAAGCAACUGAAAUGUAUUAAACCAUAAAUCUUCUAAAUUCAAAGCUUCACUGUUGGAUAAAGCAUGUAUUAUUAGAACGCAUGGUGUUAAAUAAGUGAAUGUUUUAAUUAAAGAUGUUGAAAAAUUA